AUGUCUCCCACCGCGUCUCGCCGUGAUGUAAACACACAAUCGAAUUACAAUGAACUUGUCACAACGCACGCUCAGGUAGAUCUAUCCGUGGAUUUUGAGAAUCGACUCCUGGGUGGAAGGGUCAUCUUAGAUCUUGCAGCUAUAAAUGAGACACCUGUUUCGGAAGUCAUACUCGACACAAGCUAUCUGAAAGUCCGUGAAGUAGGAGUCAACAGUCGCCCAUGUGAGUGGAAGGUCCUACCUCGCAGCGAGCCACUUGGCAGUCCCUUGAAGAUCAGUCUGGAGAAGGCUGUCAGCAAAGAACGUCAAUCUGGAGACAAUAGUCUCUAUUCAUUUCGUCAAGACAUUCCAAUUCCAAGCUACUUAUUUGCAUUGGCGAGCGGCGAUAUCGCAAAAGCGAGCAUUGGUCCAAGGAGUACUAUUGCUACAAGCCCAGAGCUCCUCGAAGCUGCUAAAUGGGAAUUUGAGCAAGACACUGAGAACUAUAUUCAGAGUCUUGAGAGGAUUGUGUACCAGUAUCAAUGGUCUGAAUACAACCUUCUGGUCCUCCCCCCAAGCUUUCCUUAUGGCGGCAUGGAGAACCCUGUCUAUACCUACGUAACGCCAACGACCGUGUCAGGAGAUCGAGAGAAUGUAGAUGUCGUGGCACAUGAGCUCAGCCAUUCAUUCAGCGGGAAUCUUGUCACAGCGGCGACGUGGGCUGACUUUUGGUUAAAUGAGGGUUGGACCACCUACCUUGAGCGGCGAUUGCAAGCUGCACUCUUCGGAGAGCCACACCGUGAUUUCUCUGCUAUCAUCGGAUGGAAAGCACUGUGCGAAUCCGUCAAAGAAUUUGGUGACCACCAUGAAUUCACCAAGCUCAUUCCAGACGUAUCGGGCAAGGAUCCAGACGAUGCAUUUUCCACUUGCCCAUAUGAGAAAGGCUACACGUUCCUCUCGUAUCUCGAAUCACAGGUGGGAAAGGAGAAAUGGAACCAAUACAUCCCACACUAUUUCACUACCUUUGCUCGCCGCUCGCUUACAUCCGAUGAAUUCAAACAAGAUCUUCAUACGUUCUUUGCUUCUGAUUCGGCUGCAACUGCCAUGCUCAACGCUGUGGAUUGGCAUCAAUGGUUCUAUAGUCCUGGAUUGCCGCCGAAACCGACGUUCGAUACGAGCUUGGCGGACGUCUGCUACUCUCUUGCUGCACAAUGGGAGCAGAUCGGCAGCAGAGUUUUCAAGCCAUCUCAGGACGAUAUAGCGGGAUGGAAAGCAAACCAAGUGGUUGUGUUUUUGAACGCUGUCCAGGAUUUUGUCGAACCCUUGGGUGAAGAGAACGCACAAAAGAUGGGCGAGACUUACGGCUUCUUCAAAAGUAGCAAUACUGAAAUCACAGCAAGGUACUUCGGAGUCGGCUUGAGAAGUCGGGCCAAAGUGGUCUACCAACCCACGGCAGACCUGUUAGGAGAUGUUGGGCGAAUGAAAUUUAUCCGGCCGCUGUACAAACAAUUAAACGCGGCAGAUCGCGAGCUUGCCCUCGCAACAUUCGAAAAGAACAAAGAUUUCUAUCAUCCUAUUUGUCGAUCACUCGUUGAGAAAGAUCUUGCGGUGAAACGAGACCAAUGA
Messenger RNA from Bacidia gigantensis, 1605 nucleotides. RefSeq lists its product as uncharacterized. The transcript is spliced from 5 exons. Gene Ontology annotation, cellular component: cytosol. Gene Ontology annotation, molecular function: epoxide hydrolase activity; zinc ion binding; metallopeptidase activity. Bases 1 to 1605 code for a protein of 534 amino acids. Gene Ontology annotation, biological process: proteolysis. The record is from RefSeq and is a predicted model, not a curated record. NCBI's taxonomy places the organism in Eukaryota, Fungi, Ascomycota, Lecanoromycetes, Lecanorales, Ramalinaceae.